Molecule: messenger RNA, 1430 nt
Organism: Topomyia yanbarensis
Lineage: Eukaryota; Metazoa; Arthropoda; Insecta; Diptera; Culicidae
Gene: Dhod
Product: dihydroorotate dehydrogenase (quinone), mitochondrial
Exons: 3
Coding region: 164-1348 (394 amino acids)
Biological process (GO): 'de novo' pyrimidine nucleobase biosynthetic process; pyrimidine ribonucleotide biosynthetic process
Cellular component (GO): cytoplasm; mitochondrial inner membrane
Molecular function (GO): dihydroorotate dehydrogenase activity
Source: RefSeq, a predicted model, not a curated record
UCGCACUGCCUUUUUAUCAUUAAAAGUACUAUCGUAAACAAAAACAUGAUAAAGCGUGCGAGUAAUUCGUAAAAAGUACCAUAAUCUCAAUUAUUGAAGUUAUUCCAAAUUAUACCUAUUUAAGUUUAAAACGUGAUUUUGAACCAACGUUUAACCGUUCAAAAUGAACCCAAAUCGUGUGACACCGAACAAGUUUCGCUCCCUGAUAAAAAUAACCAGUCUUGGAGUGGCCACAUUUAGUGCCGUCUGUUUGUGCCGAAGCAACGAGAAAUUCUACGACCGAAUGUUCAUGCCCAUCGUGCGAUUGAUUCCGCCGGAAACGGCCCACCGGAUAGCUGUGUUCAGUGUGAAGCUCGGCUUGAUUCGACCCAGCUACCAGGAUCCAGGAAUACUGCGCACCAAACUGCUCGAUAUGACACUAAGCAAUCCGGUCGGUAUUGCGGCCGGUUUCGAUAAGCAGGGCGAAGCGGUCUGUGGACUAAAUCGGCUUGGAUUUGGCUUCGUAGAGGUCGGAUCCGUCACGCCAAAACCACAACCGGGCAACCCACGGCCAAGGGUGUUUCGGCUGAAUGAGGAUAAGGCGAUUGUUAAUAGAUAUGGGUUCAACAGUGAUGGACACAAAGUUGUCUACGAGCGACUAAGGAAAGCACGCGAGGAAUGCGGUGAUGAAGUAGUACUGGGAAUCAAUUUAGGUAAAAACAAAUUGUCGACGGAUGCGAUCGGAGAUUACGUAAAAGGUGUUAAAAAGUUCAGUUGUUUGGCUGACUAUCUGGUCAUAAACAUAAGUAGUCCGAAUACGCCCGGGCUAAGGUCAAUGCAAAAUAAGAGCACCCUUCAUAUGCUGUUGAGUGAUGUACUGAAGGCCCGGAGUUCCUUGCCAGAAACGGAUCGACGACCGAUCUUGGUUAAACUAGCUCCCGAUUUGUCCGACGAAGACGUUCAGGAGGUUAUCGCAGUUGUGAAAGACAAGGAAUGUGCCGUGGAUGGCCUGAUCGUAUCGAAUACGACAAUCGAACGACCGCCAAGUUUAAAGAGCAUCAACGCCGGACAGCUGGGUGGUUUGAGUGGAGUACCGCUGAGCCAAAGAUCUACUCAACUGGUGGCUAAGGUAUACAAAUGGACUGACGGUAAAAUUCCGAUCAUUGGCGUAGGUGGAAUUUUUAGCGGUCAGGAUGCAUUCGACAAAAUUCUCGCCGGUGCCAGCGCGGUCCAGUUGUACACGGCGUUUAUUUACCACGGGCCGCCGAUUGCCAUUCGGGUGAAACGAGAACUAGAACAGCUCCUCCAAGACAAUGGAUACGAGAGUGUUCAGCAGGCCGUUGGUAAGGGAGUGGAUCAUUUUUUAUAGUGUCUAUUGUUGAUAACAGGGUCAUUUAAUGGCGCCGCAAUUAAAUAUAGUAAGUUACUAAAUACAUUUUGAUAAUAAAUAA